Chenopodium quinoa (quinoa) is the source of this 1227-nucleotide messenger RNA. RefSeq lists its product as uncharacterized. The transcript has 3 exons. The record is from RefSeq and is a predicted model, not a curated record. Bases 1 to 1227 code for a protein of 408 amino acids. Lineage: Eukaryota; Viridiplantae; Streptophyta; Magnoliopsida; Caryophyllales; Amaranthaceae.
AUGGAGGUACCAAACUACCCUCUAUAUUGCUAUUGGGGUGGGGAAAUUAUCCACAAAGAUAGUGAUGUAACGUAUAGAGGUGGAACUCAAAUAUUUGUUUUUGUAAAUCCUGGGAUGACAUAUUCACACGUUCGGAACAAGCUAUAUGAAGAAUUGAGUAUUGAUCCUAGAUUUGUGGAGUUGAAGGUGGUUAUGCGGUAUCCUAUGGCUGGGGCAUAUGUCGCAGUUCCGUUGAAUGACGACAAUGCUCUUAGGGCUAUGUGGAUUUCUGUGACUCAGAGUUCUUCUAUUGCAAUGCAAUUGUCUCCGACCUCAUCGCCUAAUGUUGGAACCUCAACAAGCACACAACCACAAGCCAUUCUCGAUUCUCUUGACCCAAACAAUGUUGAUGUUUUUGGGGAUGUCGAGAUGAAUGAUACUGAUGAAGAUGAUGAUGAUGAUGAAGAUGAAUUUGAGGUUGGACAGCAAUUUGACUCAUUGCAACAAUUGAAAGAUGCUGUGAAGUUUUACUCCAUAGCUAGAAAUAAAACAAUUCGAGUUGUGGAGGCAGAGCUAGAGAAAUAUGUUGUUGAGUGCAAGAGAAAAGAACAAUGUAGUUGUUCGUGGAGGCUUAAAGGAGUGAAAGAUCCAACACUUUCUACUUUUAAAAUUGUUCGGUACAACGGCCCUCAUGCAAGUUACUGUGUUGGUGACAUCGACUCGGUGGAUCAUAAGCUACUCACUUCCGAGUUUGUUUGCAAUGCUCUUUUAGAUGUCCUUCGCGUUGACCCUUCAUUGAAAAUCAAGACAAUGAUGCAACUUGUGAAAGAGAAGUUUGAGUUCUCAAUAACCCACAAGAGAGCAUGGCUAGCGAAACAAAAGGCAAUAAAACUCAUUUAUGGGGAUUGGGAGGGUUCAUUUCAACAGUUACCUAAGUACAUGCAAGCUCUCAGGGAAUCAAAUGCUAGAACUGUUGUUGAGUGGAGGCUGUUGGAGAGUACGGUUCCUGGAACUUAUGUUUUCCAACGAGUUUUUGGGCAUUCAAGCCAUGUGUUGAUGGAUUCCGUCAUUGUAGACCCCUUAUCACCAUUGAUGGAACUCAUUUAUAUGGAAAAUACAAAGGAACUCUACUUAUUGCUAUGGGAACCGAUGCUAAUUUUCAACUUUUCCCCCUCGCAUUUGCGGUUGUUGAAGGAGAAAACAAUGAUAGUUGGUCUUGGUUCAUGGCUUGUAUUAGAGCUCGAGUAA